GUGUGGCGGAGAAAGAUAUAAGUGGGUAUGGAUUGAUCGAUGCCACCAUCARAUGUCCAGAUCCCCACCCACCAAUUUUCUUUUCGACGUUAACAAAGAACAGAAAACCUCACUCAUCAAUGUGCAUUGACGCCGAUCUCUUUGAAUGUUGAAGGUUUGACACUAUGGAAAUUUUUGUCUAGACUGUUAAAAAGUCCGAUACUUUGCAGAAUUUAUAUUUUAUAAUAUACUCUGAGAGAGAACGGGACAAAGAGAAGAGAAAAUAAUGGAGGUCAGGGCUCGAGCUCCCGGAAAAAUUAUACUUUCCGGCGAACACGCCGUUGUCCAUGGAUCAACUGCCGUGGCCGCUUCUAUCAAUCUUUACACUCAAGUUUCUCUUCGGAUUGCUGGUGAUUCUGAGAGUGGUGACAGAUUACUAAAACUUCAGCUCAAGGAUGUUGGAUUAGAAUUUUCUUGGCCAACUGGAAGAGUCAGAGAAGCACUUCCUGAGUUGAGUACUCCUUCUGCCUCAUCACCAACAACAUGCUCACCAGAAUUCAUGAAAUCAAUUGCUGCUCUUGUCGAGGAACAGAAUAUUCCAGAGGCAAAUGGAGGGCUAGCUGCUGGAGUUUCAGCUUUCCUUUGGCUAUAUGCCUCAAUCCAGGGUUGUAAGCCUGCAACAGUCGUUGUCACUUCUGAUCUUCCUCUCGGUGCGGGUUUGGGUUCAUCUGCUGCUUUCUGCGUCGCACUUUCUGGUGCUUUUCUUGCACUGUCAGAUGCUGUCAGUUGGAAUGUGGAUCUCAACCACCCAGCAUGGUUAUCAUUUGGUGAGAAUGAUCUUGAAUUGAUAAACAGAUGGGCUUUUGAAGGUGAAAAGAUAAUUCAUGGCAAGCCAUCUGGAGUUGACAACACAGUAAGCACAUUUGGCAACAUGAUCAUGUUCAAGUCGGGCAAUUUGACUCGCAUCAAACCCAAUGUGCCUUUGAGAAUGCUCAUUACUAACACAAGGGUUGGGAGGAAUACCAAGGCACUUGUUGCUGGUGUGUCAGAGAGGACCCUCAGGCACCCAGAUGCCAUGACUUAUGUGUUUAAUGCUAUUGAUUCUAUCAGCAAGGAAUUAUCUUCAAUUAUCCAGUUACCUGCCCCCAGUGAAGUGGCUGUGACUGAGAAGGAAGCAAAGCUAGAAGAGUUGAUGGAAAUGAAUCAGGGAAUGCUCCAAUGCAUAGGGGUCAGCCACACAUCCAUAGAGGCUGUGCUUCAAACAACUUUGAAGUACAAGUUAACUUCCAAGUUGACAGGGGCUGGGGGUGGAGGUUGCGUUCUGACAUUGUUACCAUCGCUGCUAGCAGGAAAUGUUGUGGAUAAAGUCAUUGCUGAGCUAGAAUCAUGCGGAUUCCAAUGCCUGAUUGCUGGAAUUGGUGGAAAUGGUGUUGAAGUCUGUUUCAACAGUCGUCCUGACUUUUUCUGAGGACUGGUACUAGAUCAAAGUAAGAUUUAUGAUGAACAUCAAAUAAUGAAACAUUGUUUGUGCUUUCUAUAUCUAUUUUUGUUUUUAUUAUUUGUAUUUUUUUUUUGAAAGGUGAAAUAGUAUUGUGUUGAUGUAUAAAGGGAGGGGGAAAGCCCCACCCAAAAUCCGAUGAUCUGUACGUCUAGCUAGCAUAAAUUACAAAAUCAUUAUCCACAAUAAUUUAAUACGAUCGAUUUCAGA
Molecule: messenger RNA, 1687 nt
Organism: Nelumbo nucifera (sacred lotus)
Lineage: Eukaryota; Viridiplantae; Streptophyta; Magnoliopsida; Proteales; Nelumbonaceae
Product: mevalonate kinase
Biological process (GO): isopentenyl diphosphate biosynthetic process, mevalonate pathway; isoprenoid biosynthetic process
Cellular component (GO): cytoplasm; cytosol
Molecular function (GO): mevalonate kinase activity; ATP binding
Source: RefSeq, a predicted model, not a curated record